Messenger RNA from Myxocyprinus asiaticus (Chinese sucker), 4110 nucleotides. Its product is annotated as organic cation transporter protein-like. Gene Ontology annotation, biological process: transmembrane transport. Gene Ontology annotation, molecular function: transmembrane transporter activity. Gene Ontology annotation, cellular component: membrane. The transcript has 10 exons. The record is from RefSeq and is a predicted model, not a curated record. Lineage: Eukaryota; Metazoa; Chordata; Actinopteri; Cypriniformes; Catostomidae. Bases 175 to 1797 code for a protein of 540 amino acids.
GCUGAAUCUGCGUUAACAUUUGUUUUUGAUCUCUGUGCGCUUUCCUCAAGAUGAAAAUUGUAUGAUGGUUUUUAUCUUAUGUGGUUCUGGAGGCUAGUAUUGACAGAGCUUGACUUUUCAAGUGAACACUGUAUUCUGAUCGGGGUAUCAGACUUAUUUUUCUAAAGAUCGGAAAUGAAUUUCGAACAGCUGUUAGACACAAUCGGUGGGUUCGGGAAAUACCAGAAGCUUUUGUAUGUGUGGAUAUGUCUACCGCAGAUCUUUCUCGCAUUUCACAUGAUGGCGAGCGUCUUCACAGGCGCCACACCACCGCACCGUUGUCGGGGUUCACGUGUCGAGGACUGGUCACUUACCGGCCACAAUCGUUCAAAUGUGAACUUGAGCAUCUCCCUCCUGUCUGGGCAUGCGGACUCGUGCGCUUUCAUUUCAGGAGAGAACCAAAGUUCACGUUCAAGUUGUGAGACAGGAUGGGUGUAUAGCCUCGAUAUCUUCGAGAGCACCACAGUCACUGAGUGGGAUCUGGUGUGUGACAAGGCAGGUCUAAACAGUCUGGGUUCCUCUGUCUAUAUGCUGGGACUACUUGUGGGAGCUGUUGUGUUUGGAGCUAUGGCAGACAGGUAUGGGAGGAGGUUUGCCAUGCUCUUGUCUUUAGCCCUUCAGACAGUGUUUGGUGUGGCUGCUGCCUUUGCUCCAAACUUUCCUGUUUAUGUCACCCUGCGCUUCAUCAUAGGAACAUCAGUCUCGGGCGUGAUAAUCAAUGCUUUUGUGCUAGGCACAGAGUGGACCAGCACACAGAGACGAAUGCUAGCAGGCAUCUUCACAGACUACUUCUUUGGUUUUGGCUACAUGCUGCUGGUGGGUGUGGCCUAUCUCAUCAGAGACUGGAGAAAGCUACAGCUCGCAAUCUCUGUACCAGGCUUUCUCUUCAUAUUCUAUAUCUGGGUUCUUCCACAUUCAGCCCGUUGGCUCUUGGUGAAUAACAGAAAAGAGGAGGCGAUUGUUCUUCUACAUAAGGCAGCUCUGGUUAAUGGAUGCACCUUACCUCCAACUGUUCAGCUAUCACAGGUGGAGCGUUAUGAGGUUCCACAAGAGCGGAGACAAUACACUGCUGCUGACCUGCUUAGAACUCCACAGAUGAGGAAGAGGGCCCUCAUACUCUUCUACAUCUGGUUUGUUAAUGUGUUGGUGUAUUAUGGGCUGUCUCUGGGUGUGUCUGACCUAGGGGCAGAUCUUUACCUCACUCAGUUCAUGUUUGGGUUGGUGGAAAUUCCUGCUAGGUCUUUGGUGUUGGUCUUCCUGCCCUGCAGUCGGAGAAUCCCACAGAGUGUGUUCCUUGCUGUGGGAGGUGGAGCAUGUUUACUCACUUUUACUGUUCCUGCAGACAGUGCUCAAGUUCAGACUGCUUUGGCCAUGGUGGGAAAAUUUGGAAUUACAGCAUCUUUUGCCAUUAUCUAUAUUUAUUCUGCAGAACUCUUCCCAACUGUUCUCAGGCAGACAGGUAUAGGUGUGUCUUCUAUGUUUGCACGGAUGGGUGGAGUUUUAGCUCCGCUAAUAAAUCUGCUUGGACGCCAUGCACCUGUUGUGCCCAUGUUGAUAUUCGGCACCACCACUCUGCUCGCUGCAGUGCUUGCCCUGGCAUUGCCUGAGACUGCUAAUCAACCACUACCAGACAACAUUUAUGAUGCAGAGAAGUCUACUCCUUUAAAAUGUGAUGGACAAAUUCCAGUACAUACCAGCCAAUCACCAAGCAGCACAGAAGGGCAGGAACUGCAGAGUUUAGCAGAUGAGUCCAGAUAGACAUAAAUGCCUAUGUAGCAUUGAUGUAAAAGGACAAAUUGCAUACACAUUACACACGUGUAUACAAUGACUUUUACUGAUAUACAUAAAUCUCCAUCAAGCUCUGCUGCACAGUGAUUGAAAUCAAAUGCAUAACCAUAUUCAGACAUAUAAGUCUUCCCAUUUAAAUAACCAUCAACUUUAAGUUCAACAUGCAAAAGUUAAUUCAGCAGAACUGUAAACCUCUGUUAUAUUUGUGUUUGGUGGCAGGUGAAGGAAAUUAUCCAUAACCUCAUAUCACUAAGCACUUACAAUACCUCUUUACUGUAAAUCAACUGCAUAUGUGCUAUAUCUGUUGCAUAUCCAUGAACUGAUUUAUUUACUUAUUAUUUGCACUGUGGCAUGCUCUAAUGAAGAGUGUACUCGGUUCCAUACAGUAUCUUUUUGUGUAUUAUCUUUAGAAAUGUUCUUUAAGAAUUUGAAAUUUAAUAGCAGGUUGCCAACCUUUUUACAGUACUCCAAAAAAAAAAAAAAAGAAAAAAAAGAAGAAUGGAUUAAGGAUAAAAGGACAGGUUUGUGCUAAAGAUCUACAAAAUGAACAUAUAGCCUUGGGAGUUUAUGAUUUACAGUUAUCCAAAUGACCUUGCUAACAAUACUGAGCACUGAGCAUGAGGCAACAUUUCAGUGUUUUGCUUCCACUGUUUGGGAAAUACCACUUUUUUGUGUGUGGUUUGUAGUGAUUUGCUUUCAGCUUUGCUUGAGAAACCCAAAGCUUCUGCCUGGCUGAAAUAUUUUAAUAGCAUGUUAGUAUACUGAAUAAUCUUAGUUCAGUAGUUACAGGGAAACUUAUCAUAUAAUGUUUAGUGCUGAUUUAACUGCCGUCUAUAUGACUGCAAUUGAUUUUCAUAUUGUUUUAGUAAGGAAAACGUCAUAAUAUGCACAAUUAAAAAUAUUGAGGUUUAAAGCAAUUUACUGGGUAAAAUACAAGUUGAGCUGAAUCAAUCGCAUCCAUCAUGACAAGUUGUCGAUUACCACAGAAAUAAUGUCAACUUGUCCCUUAGUUUGUAAAAACAAACAAAAAUUACUUUACAGUAAUAGACUUACAAUAGAAGUCUAUGGGACAAGGGAUUGUAAAGAAAUAAAUGUUAAAAUACACAUUGUUUUGCAACUAUACCACAAGACUUAAAAAAUUAUAUAUCACAUGCUGACUGGAGACUAGUUUGAGACAUGUGAGAACAUGAGACUACAGGUAUACAUGUUAACAUGAGACUAGUGUGUAGUAAAAUAGCUUAUACCCUUAAAAAACUCCUGUAAUCACUGGCAUCUCAGGUUCAUUAUUUCUGUUGGGGCACAAACAAUCACUUAACCCAACAUGUCAGGGGUUACGUUAACAGAAAAUUCCCCGUCAUUUACUGAUUUUUUAAAACUUGACGUAUAAUUCCAAAUGAUGUCCGUCAUUUUGAAAGAUAAAAAAGAAACAAGAAAAUCAUUUUAACCUAGUGCAUCAGUUUGGACUUCACACACACUCACUCUCUCUCUCUCUCUCUCUCUCUCACUCACUCACACACACACACACACACACACACACUCUGCUGUGUCUGUGUGACCUGUUUAUUCCCUGGUAUUAAGAUGCACCAUCAUCAUUUACGCCUGGUAAUAUGAGUCUCUUUUGACCAAUUGUGUUCUGAUUUCGAGGAGAGGGUCUUUUAUUUCAUGACUACAUACAUCAAUCAUUACGUCAGUGUGUUAAUGCAUGAUAAUAAAGUGCACGAAAGCAUAACAAAAAGAAAGCACAAAAAAGCAAUGCAUCGUUUCUGCCAAUUUUACUUGCAUUUAAUAUAAGCGCAAACAUUAUGUUUAGAGCAGAAUUCUCAGUAAUUUUUGUGAAGUAAAUAUAUUAACUGAGCUUCAGAGAUGUGUGCUUCUCAUCUGUGACACUUUAUGUUGAUAUCAGGCACACUGAAAAGAUUCUGUGAACUUGUGCAUGUAUGCGCAUAAUGCGCUUAAUCUGCAAAGUUUAAAAAAAGUUGUUUUAGCGCAGCGGUUGAUUGACAGAAAGAACUUUCAUAGAACUCAUUGGUUUCACCAGGCUCAAGCGUGAAGAGUCAAAAAAUAUAUCAUGUAAUGUAUCAUAUACAGCAUACAGUAUAUGCCAUUAUAAUGGAUGCUACGCCCCUGAAUGUAGCCCUAGUAUAAAAAUUAAAACAAGUAUGAAGGAUAAAAAUAGAUAACGACGGAAAUUUUACAACUCAGUCCGUCAGUGUGAUGGAUAAAGAUUUUAUCUAGCGCAACCUCUGAACAUGAUGCCAUGUACAAACAUCCCUAAUCAUUUUA